This is a messenger RNA of Prunus armeniaca (apricot), 258 nucleotides long. Lineage: Eukaryota; Viridiplantae; Streptophyta; Magnoliopsida; Rosales; Rosaceae. The record is from the annotation of a GenBank genome assembly.
AUGCAAGCAGAGUUGACACCCAUAGGAAAGCAAGCUGUGUCAAGGGCCUAUAACAAAAGAGUCAAGAACAAGAGUUUUGAAGAGGGAGAGAUAGUCUGGAAAGCAGUUCUGCCCCUUGGAACACAUGUGAUUGGUUAUGGAAAGUGGUCACCUACAUGGGAGGGCCCUUUCAUAAUCAACCAAAUCCUUGGAAUGGGGGCAUAUAGGUUGCAGGAUAGAGAUGGAGAAAUUCAUGCUGCCCCAAUCAAUGGCAAAUAG